AUGGCCACCAAACAACCGCAAUGGCUCGAAUACGGCACCCCCACCCUCGACCGGCCCUUCGGCGUCGCCCUCUGGCCCAUCUUCAACAAGGCCUUCGAGGCAGUGCGCGGCUACCCAGCAGACGACUUCCGCUUCGUGCCCGGCGAGACGCCCAUGUCGACCAUGCAAGAGACGGCCAUUUCGCUCAUCUCCUACUACCUGAUCAUUUUCGGUGGGAGGGAGCUGAUGCGCGAACGGCAGCCGUUGAAGCUGAAUGGCUUGUUCAAGAUUCACAACUUUUACCUGACUGCUAUUAGCGGGAUACUGCUGGCGCUGUUCUUGGAGCAGCUGAUCCCGACGUUGGUGAGGGGUGGGCUCUUUCACGCCAUUUGCGACUACAAUGGUGGAUGGACGCAGCCGCUUGUGACGCUCUACUACCUCAACUACCUUACCAAAUACCUCGAACUCAUCGACACCGUCUUCCUCUUCCUCAAAAAGAAACCCCUCACCUUCCUGCACACCUACCACCACGGCGCCACCGCCCUCCUCUGCUACACGCAACUCCUCGGCAACACCGCCGUUUCCUGGGUCCCCAUCACCCUCAACCUCACCGUCCACGUCGUCAUGUACUGGUACUACUUCCAGUCGGCCCGCGGGAUCCGCAUCUGGUGGAAGAAGUACAUCACCAUGCUGCAGAUCAUCCAGUUCGUCAUCGACCUCGGCUUCGUCUACUUCGCCUCCUACACGUACUUCACCGCGAGUUACUUCCCCAACUUGCCGUCGGCGGGGAUCUGCGCUGGGGAGGAGUUUGCCGCGUUCGCCGGCAUGGGGAUUCUGAGCAGUUACCUGGUGCUAUUCAUCGGAUUUUACGCAUCCACCUACAAGAAGCCGGUCAGAAAAGGACGUGGUAGGGCCACGAGCGCGCUGGUCGAGAUGAAGGACGAGCAGGUGCCGGAUGUCAAGGAAGUCCGGAGACGGCUGUCGGCGGGACAGCAAGGUUUCACGUCGGCAAAGGAGAACGGGUUCGCGCCGAACGGACAGGCGGCUACGCCGGGGAGUGGACGCGUCACGCGGUCAAGAAAGGCUUAG
Molecule: messenger RNA, 1068 nt
Organism: Saxophila tyrrhenica
Lineage: Eukaryota; Fungi; Ascomycota; Dothideomycetes; Mycosphaerellales; Extremaceae
Gene: ELO2
Product: Fatty acyl-CoA elongase/Polyunsaturated fatty acid specific elongation enzyme
Exons: 2
Coding region: 1-1068 (355 amino acids)
Biological process (GO): fatty acid elongation, saturated fatty acid; fatty acid elongation, monounsaturated fatty acid; sphingolipid biosynthetic process
Cellular component (GO): endoplasmic reticulum membrane
Molecular function (GO): fatty acid elongase activity
Source: RefSeq, a predicted model, not a curated record